AUGGUCACCGCGGUCAGCACCGUGGGCUUCGUGCCCACGGGCAACAAGCAGAAGGCGAAGCCGAACACCGUCAACAGCCUGCUCAAUGAGAGGUCGUUCAAGGGUGGCUUCAGGUCUCGCUCGCAUGGCGCACCGGGGCAGGUGGCAGGCCCGGGCGGCGCUGCAGCUGGGAUGGAGCAGUUGGUAGCUUCGAACAUCCUGGACGGGUUGGCGUUCAAUUGUUGGGUCACGUUCACGGUGACUGUCAACAUCAUCGUCAUCAGCCUGGAGCAGGACCUCUGUCCGAGCGGCAGCAGCCCCGUCGACUGCACGAGCUGGUUCCUGCUCGAGCUUCUCUUCGGGAUGCUCUUCCUAGGGGAGCUGGCGAUUCGCAUCUUCUUCACCCAGCCCAAGAGGAAAUUUUUCAACGAUUUGUGGAAUGUCAUGGACAUGAUCCUCAUCAUCGCCGCUUUCCUCGACACCCUGGUCUUCGCCCCGAUCGGCAUCGGCGGCUUUAUACGCUACUUCACCGUGUUGCGCGCUCUCCGCGCGAUCAAGCUGGUGCGCCUGGUGCAGAUGUUCCCCCUCUUCCGCGAGCUUUGGCUGCUCGUUGGCGGCCUCUCCAACUCGCUGAAGGCGCUGGGCUGGGUCGGGCUCAUCGUGGUAAUGGUCCUGUACGUCUGCGGCAUCGUGGUCACGAUGGAGAUCGGGAAGAACGACGACGUGUAUGCCAUCGGUCCGUCGUACGACGGGCAGGUGUGGCCGUACAAGAAGUAUUUCGGGACAGUUUGGCGCUCCAUGUUCACGCUCUUCCAGGUGCUCACGCUGGACAGCUGGUGCGACGGCAUCGUCCGGCACGUGGUCUACCGGCAACCGUACAUGGGCGUCUUCUUCGUGGUAUUUCUGCUGCUGACCGCCUUCGGUUGA
Molecule: messenger RNA, 906 nt
Organism: Prorocentrum cordatum
Lineage: Eukaryota; Dinophyceae; Prorocentrales; Prorocentraceae
Source: the annotation of a GenBank genome assembly